Saccoglossus kowalevskii is the source of this 1232-nucleotide messenger RNA. Its product is annotated as transient receptor potential cation channel subfamily M member 3-like. Gene Ontology annotation, cellular component: plasma membrane. Lineage: Eukaryota; Metazoa; Hemichordata; Enteropneusta; Harrimaniidae. The record is from RefSeq and is a predicted model, not a curated record. Gene Ontology annotation, biological process: monoatomic cation transmembrane transport; metal ion transport. Gene Ontology annotation, molecular function: monoatomic cation channel activity.
AUGGCUUGUUCAAAAUGGGUCAUUACACCUCAGCAUUUAGAUAUGGAAGGAGAGGAUGGAUGGGACCAACCCUUAUCAAAGUACCAAUCCAUCCCACCUGGCAAUAUGGAACUACAAAACCUAGCUGAAUCUGAUUCCAAUGAUUCGCAGCCGUAUUCAGAUUUAGACAACGAAGAUGUAGAAAUUUUCAAAGAACUGUACAAUAGCGUGUUUGACUCAGACAUAAUCAAUACAAAUAGUGACUCAGAUGCCAUAAUUAAACAGGAUGAAAACACUAAUGAUAAUGUGCAGUCCGAAAAAGGAUUUAUCCAAAAGUUUCAUAAAUACUUGAUCACAGAUAAUAAAGAGGACGCUAAAAAGCUGUUAUCAAACCGGUUUGAUUUAAACAAGUUCAAGGAGCUGCGCAAAAAAACAAUAUUCCAUAAAAUAUUGUUACUUUUGAAGACGUUUCUGCUAACGAAUGAUGAGAAAAAUAUCAAACUGCGCUUAAAAGACCAAUUUGAUUUAAAUGAGUUCAAAAAGUCAUGCUUGUAUUACAAAAUGCAUUCGGCUUUGGUCUCAAAUCAAGUAGCAAUUGUUAAACAGCUAAUGAACGAUGAGAAGUUAGACUUAAACAAGUUUUUAUCAGAGCGACAAUUAGUAGCAUUAUAUGUGAAAAUGCCGUCAUCAUCCCUUUACCGGUUUGACACUAAUAAUAUAUUCCAUGCCAUGUACAAGGCCCUGGUUUUCAAUACUAAUGAUAUUAAUAGACGAGUAAAACUAAAAUACGUUCGUCUUAUUAUAAAAAGCAUGAUGCUGGGUGGUAACAAGGUUCUGUAUCAGAACAAGAAAUAUGACAACAACACUAUAGAAACGCACUUAUUUACCUGGGCUGUGUUGAUGAAUAGACAAGAAAUGGCCACUUUGUUUUGGGAACGAAUAAAGAACGGGAACAUAGCAACAGCAUUAUUUGGUGGCAAUCCUGAAAGGACUGGCACAAUAUGCUGGGGACAAAUAUAUGCUGGAUUUGGAAGAGAAUUUAUCUCAUAAUGCCGGACUGCUUGAAGAUAUGGCACGCAGUGUUUUAGAUAUUUAUUAUAUACAUGACCCAGAGGGAGCAGAAUUGUCCAUCGCUCGUAAACUACCAGACUGGAAUAAUGCAACUUGUUUAUCUAUUGCAAAUGCUGGAUGGCACAUGAAAUUCAUGGAGCACGAAAGUUGUCAAAUUAGACUACAGAAAGCGUGGACUGGAC